Quercus lobata is the source of this 942-nucleotide messenger RNA. RefSeq lists its product as uncharacterized. Lineage: Eukaryota; Viridiplantae; Streptophyta; Magnoliopsida; Fagales; Fagaceae. The record is from RefSeq and is a predicted model, not a curated record. Bases 1 to 942 code for a protein of 313 amino acids. The transcript has 2 exons.
AUGUGUUUCUCAGAAGAAGAUGUUAAGGGGGUGCAGCAAUCUCAUGAUGAUCCUUUGGUCAUAAUGCUCAUGAUAGAAGGAUUCAAUACUAGGAGAAUCCUUAUGGAUAAUGGUAGCUCGGUAGAAACCAUCUACCUCUCCGCUUUCCAACAGCUGAAACUAGAUCCAAGAAGGCUGCGCCUAUUUGACUCUCCCCUCGUAAGUUUUAAUGAAGACAAGGUGUAUCCCAAAGGCAUAGUGACGCUGACGGUGACAGUGGGGACUUACCCGAGACAGUUGACUCGCCAGCUGGACUUUUUAGUGGUAGACUGCCCUUCAUCUUACAAUGUGAUCAUCGGGAGACCUACUCUUAACCGCUGGAAGGCAGCCACGUCUACUUAUUACUUGAAGGUAAAGUUCCCAACAGAGAAUGAGGUGGGCGAGGUAAAAGGAGAUCAAAUAUUAGCUAGGGAAUGCUACCAAGCAGUGUUAGCGGCAAAAGAAAACCAUACAUGGAUGAUCGAGGAGAAGGAGGAAGAUAAAGUGGAAGCCUUGGAGACAGUGGAGUUGGUCGAAGGCAAGACAGCAAACACAACCAGAAUAGGGACGAUACUAAGUCCCGAGAUGAAGACGAGAUUCAUCCAGUUCCUUAAAGAGAACCUGGAUGUCUUCGCAUGGAGUUACAAGGACAUGCCAGACAAAGUUAACAAGUUGUUAUCGACUGGCUUUAUUCGGGAGGUUUACUAUCCAGAGUGGCUCGCUAACGUCGUCAUUGUGAAGAAAGCGAAUGAGAAAUGGAGAAUGUGCGUGGACUUCAUAGACCUGAAUAAAGCUUGCCUAAAAGAUAGUUUCCCUCUGCCAAAGAUAGACCAGCUGGUGGAUUUUACUGCCAGGCAUAGGUUACUGACGUUCAUGGAUGCCUUCUCAGGGUACAACCAGAUAAAAAUGGCCGAAGAGGGCUAG